CUAAAAUGCAAUACGGAAGUCAUUAGCCAGAGAAGCGAGAGAUUACGGCGAGAUAUGACAAGACUGCACGUGUAGUGCGCGCGGUGAGGGGCUGAUUCACCGGUUGCAGCGGUUCCUUCCCGGUCGCACUCAUCUCAAAAUCAAAAAGGAGUAAUUCUUUUAUUUUCCAUUUUUAUUAUUUUCCGUGAAAAGCUCUCUCUCUCAUUAAACACUUGCCCCAAAAGAAGAGGAGAACUAGGGAAGGCUUUGCUGGACAUUGCUUUUCGCUUUCUCUUUCUCACUCUGCUUCACUCUCUCCCUCUCUCACUCCACUGGUGUUCAUGAUUUGACCCUUUUGAAGCUUGAACAACAAAGUGAGAGCAGCUUGAUUAUAUGUCUAUUGUUUGUGUUAUUAUGAUACCAAUGAGUUUUUUGACCGUAGAAAGGCAUUGCUUAAAGCAAAGGGAAAGCAACAGGAGGGGAAGGUGAUGCAUAUUUGUGGGCAAUAAAGGAAGAAUUUUGUUUGUUGCUUGUGAUUGUCAAUGACAGAGAACUCCAUUCUUUCUUUCCCCUUUAUUUCAUCCUUUUCGCACAUUUCAUGUGCAACCUAGAUGUAAUGUGCCAUGAAGGGUGCUUGUCAUUGCAGUGAUUUGGAGGGAUUCUUUUUUCCCUUUUUGUUAUUGUGUUUGUGUUGUUGGUGGGUUUAGGUUUUUCUUUGCAGGUUUUUCAAAAAAUGCCAAUGUUUCAGCCCUCUAAGAGGGAUGGCAUUGCUGGGUUUGAUGGCCAAGUUUUAGAUUUAGACACUGCAGUGAAAGAUGGAGUUCUGGGUGGUGUUGGUGGUGGGGUUAUUGGUGCUGGUGUUGGCGAGAAAUUGGACCUGAAGAAGAUGAUUGAGGAGCUUGAUUUAUCAGAAGUUCCUUCAGUAUUUGUAUGUCCGAUAUCCCUUGAGCCAAUGCAAGACCCUGUUACUCUUUGCACGGGCCAAACCUAUGAGAGACCCAAUAUUCUCAAAUGGUUCAGUUUGGGGCACUAUACCUGCCCUACCACAAUGCAAGAACUGUGGGAUGAUUCAGUUACGCCAAAUAAAACUCUUUAUCACUUGAUUUACUCUUGGUUUUCACAGAAGUAUUUGCUAGCGAGGAAGAGAGCAGAAGAUGUACAGGGAAGGGCAGCAGAACUUAUUGAGUCACUGAAGAAAGUGAAGGGUCAAACUAGGGUUCAGGCACUGAAGGAGCUGCACCAAGUUGUAGCAGCUCAUGCUACUGCUAGGAAAACUGUGGUAGAUGAAGGUGGGGUUGCAGUGAUUUCAUCUUUAAUAGGUCCAUUCACAAGCCAUGCCGUUGGUUCUGAGGUAAUUGGGAUUCUUAUGAAUUUGACACUUGAUUCAGAGGCCAAGUCCGAUUUGAUGCAACCUGCAAAGAUUUCGUUAAUGGUGGACAUAUUAAAUGAAGGUUCAAUUGAGACGAGGAUCAAUUGUACUAGAUUGAUUGAGAAAUUGAUGGAAGAGAAGGAUUUUCGCACAGAACUUAUCUCAAGUCAUAGUCUGUUGGUUGGGUUGAUGAGGCUGGUGAAGGGUAAGAGGCACACCAAUGGUAUCUUGCCAGGGCUCAGCCUCCUCAGAUCAAUAUGCUUACAUGAGGAAGUAAGGAGCUUGAUUGUGACCAUUGGAGCUGUUCCUCAGUUGGUUGAGCUGUUACCUUCCUUGGAUCCUGAUUGUUUGGAAUUGGCACUAUUCAUAUUGGAUUCAUUAUCUUCUCUACCUCAGGGACGAGUGGCAUUGAAGGACUCUCCAAACACAAUAUUGAACAUGUCACAGUUAUUGAUGGGAGUUCCGGAGAUUUGUACUCAAUAUGCAUUGUCAAUUUUAUGUUCCGUAUGCAAACUUGCUCCUGAGGAAUGCCCAUCACUUGCUGUGAAUGUGGGCCUUGCAGCAAAGCUCCUGCUUGUGAUUCAGAGUGGUUGUAAUCCUGUCUUGAAGCAGCAAUCUGCAGAGCUUUUGAAGCUGUGUAGUCUAAAUUACAUGGAUAGCAUGUUCAUUUCUAAGUGCAAGCUUAUAAAGACAAUCCAAUGAGAGGAAAGUUUUAAAUGUUGAGAUAUGCGCAGCCCCUCGAGACAUUGCAGAAAGAAGAAUUCAUUGGUGGCCAGAUUUGAGACAACGAAUUAUCUCAAACAUCUGGCAUAUGAAAUGGGGUUUAAGGUAGAAAUUAUGUGUCCUGUACAUACUUAAAAGCAUUUAAUUUUCAGCAAUUAAUUCAACAUUCAUGUAGAAGAAUCAUUAUGGGGACAUCUAAACACCAUUCUACACUGCUGUAGAUUUUGUUUUCUUAUCAGUAGCAGGUGCUCUUGUCAA
Molecule: messenger RNA, 2329 nt
Organism: Hevea brasiliensis (rubber tree)
Lineage: Eukaryota; Viridiplantae; Streptophyta; Magnoliopsida; Malpighiales; Euphorbiaceae
Product: U-box domain-containing protein 30
Exons: 2
Coding region: 713-2050 (445 amino acids)
Biological process (GO): protein ubiquitination
Molecular function (GO): ubiquitin protein ligase activity
Source: RefSeq, a predicted model, not a curated record